AUGUCAGAUCUUUUAGAGGGCGUUGCCCUAGUAUCUGGAGCAGGCUCCGGUAUCGGAAGAGCAACAAGCCUCGCGUUUGUCCGUCAUGGUAUCAAGCAACUUGCACUCCUGGACAUCGACACUGCCGGAAUGGCAGCAACCAGAAAGCUGAUUUUCGAACUAAACGACAAUGUAGAAGUGCUUGAAAUACAGGCUGACCUCUCCAACGAGAAGGCGAUCGUGGACGCCGUCCAAAAAGUCACCAAAACAUUUGGGCAGAUCAACAUCGCCGUGAACAACGUCGGGAUCGGCGGACCAAUUUGUGCCACAUCUGAGAUGGGCGUGGAGGACUAUCGCAAAGUUGUCGAUCUUGAUCUUAUUGGUCUCUGGAUAGCACAGAGAGAGGAGAUUAGGCAAAUGUUGCGACAGGAGCCACGAGGGCAAAGCCCUGAAACCCGAAGCCGAGGUGUGAUUGUCAAUUUAUCCUCCACUUAUGGACAUGUUGCCCCGUCUGGGACAACACCGGCUCCGCCUUAUAUCGCCUGUAAGCAUGGAGUGUUGGGUAUGACGAAAAUGGACGCAAACUCCUAUGCGAAAGAUGGUAUACGCAUCAAUGCCAUUUGCCCAGGAUUUGUAAACACUCCGGCCUUCAAGGCUGCCGUUCAACAAGGCGUCAUGCAGGAUGAGUUGAAGAAGGUUCCAAUGGGGCGAUUUGCGGAGCCAUCAGAGAUAGCUGAGGCUAUUUCAUUCCUAGUGUCCCCGAUGAGUAGCUAUAUGUCUGGAGCCAAUUUGGUUGUGGAUGGGUAG
Molecule: messenger RNA, 786 nt
Organism: Cladophialophora psammophila CBS 110553
Lineage: Eukaryota; Fungi; Ascomycota; Eurotiomycetes; Chaetothyriales; Herpotrichiellaceae
Exons: 6
Coding region: 1-786 (261 amino acids)
Source: RefSeq, a predicted model, not a curated record